Messenger RNA from Gryllus bimaculatus (two-spotted cricket), 413 nucleotides. Lineage: Eukaryota; Metazoa; Arthropoda; Insecta; Orthoptera; Gryllidae. The record is from the annotation of a GenBank genome assembly.
AUGGGCUGUGCGGGUUUUCACAACUCUGCCCAAUGCCCGAUCCAAGACACUCAGCCAAAAUGUGCGAAUUGCACAGGAGCGCACCCCGCCAACUACCGGGAAUGCAGUUUCCACCUUGAAGCACUAAGAGUUCGCAAUCAGCAACUCGAAAGGCUUCGCGCCGCCCGCAAGCAGCGUAACGGCAACACACCCGCCCUAACCAACGCGAAGCAGCGCACUAACUUCCCGUCGCUCGCAACCCCAGCCGCCCCAGCGCCCCAGCAUGGUGGGGGCAAUCCCUCUAAUCACAUUCGCUUGGUAACGAGCUUUCUUAUUGUGAGUGGAGGAACUUUGAAUCUCAAGGAGAUGUUUUUUGUUGCCAUUUCGUGGUUUCCAAAAGCCACUGUGCAGGUAUGUUGUACAUUCUUCCUGGA